Fundulus heteroclitus (mummichog) is the source of this 3523-nucleotide messenger RNA. It is a transcript of the gene mybpc2a, whose product is annotated as myosin binding protein Ca. The record is from RefSeq and is a predicted model, not a curated record. The transcript has 27 exons. Gene Ontology annotation, molecular function: protein binding. Lineage: Eukaryota; Metazoa; Chordata; Actinopteri; Cyprinodontiformes; Fundulidae. Bases 89 to 3367 code for a protein of 1092 amino acids.
UCUGCACAGACUGAUAUGCUCCUCUCUUUUUUCCUUAUUUGGUGCAGAGUUGCCUCUUGAUGAUGCUGCACCGGGAGAAAGUCCUCAGAUGUCAGAGAUGAGCGGUCUGUUCGUGGUGAAGCCGGAAAGUGUCACCGCUACAAAAGGGAAGGACAUCACCUUUGUGGCCAAAGUCGACUCCUCCACUCUGACUAGGAAGCCCGUGAUGAAGUGGCUGAAGGGGAAGUGGCUGGACUUGUCUAGCAAAGCAGGGAAACACCUGCAGUUCAAGGAGUCCUACGACAGGAACACCAAGGUCUACACUUACCAGAUGAGCAUCAUCAAAGUGGUGGAUGGAGACGCAGGUGGCUACCGCUGCGAGGUCGCCGCCAAAGACAAGUGUGACAGCUGCACAUUUGAAGUCUCCGUGCAGGCGGCACAGGAGGACCAGCCGGACAACAUCCUGGAGGCCUUUAAACGAUCAGGAGAUGGAGACGAGGAUGCGGGUGAGCUGGACUUCAGCGUGUUGCUUAAGAAACGCAAGGAGAAGAAGCUGGGGGAGCCAAAGGAGGAGGUAGACGUAUGGGAGAUCCUGAAGGCGGCCAAGCCUUGUGAUUACGAGAAGAUUGCCUUUCAGUACGGCAUCACAGACCUGAGGGGCAUGCUGAAGAUGCUGAAGAAGAUGAAGGCCGAGUCCAAGAAAAGUGACGCCUUCCUGACCAAGCUGGACUCAGCCUACUCCGUGGACAAAGGCAAGAAGAUCCAGCUUUCUGUGGAAGUGGCCGACCCCACAGCUGAAAUAAAGUGGCUGAAAAACGGACAGGAAAUCAAACCGUCAGCUAAGUAUGUGUUUGAGAGCGUGGGCAACAAGCGGACCCUCACCAUCAACAAGUGCAACCUGUCUGAUGACGCGGCGUACGAGUGCGUUAUCGGGGAGGAGAGGUGCUUCACGGAGGUUUUUGUUAAAGAGCCUCCGGUCAGCAUCACCAAGCUGCUGGAUGACGUCCACACGGUGGUGGGGGAGAAGGUGGAGUUUGAGGUGGAGGUGUCAGAGGAAGGAGCCAGCGUUAAAUGGAUGAAAGACGGAGUUGAGCUGAACCGCGAUACAGCGGGUUCCAAAUACAGGUUCAAGAAAGACGGGAAGAAGCACGUUUUAAUCAUAACUGAAGCAACUAAAGAGGACAUGGGGACGUACCACGUCUUCACCAGCGGCGGAGAGUCCAAGGCCGAGCUGGAGGUUGAAGAAAAGGAGCUUGAGGUUCUGCAGAGCAUUGCUGACCUCACGCUGAAAGCGGCGGAGCAGGCUGUGUUCAAAUGUGAAGUGUCUGAUGAAAAUGUGACGGGAAAGUGGUUGAAGGAUGGUGUUGAAGUUCAGCCCAGCGAUCGCAUCAAAAUAGCCCACAUUGGCAGGAUCCACAAGCUGACGAUUGAUGACGUGAAGCCUUCAGAUGCAGGAGAUUAUACCUUCGUCCCAGAUGGCUACGCUCUUUCUCUGUCUGCCAAGCUCAACUUUCUAGAGAUCAAGAUUGAAUAUGUUCCCAGACAAGAUCCUCCUAAAAUCCACCUGGACGCCAGCGGCAGCGGCAACAAGAACGUCAUCACGGUGGUGGCCGGGAACAAACUCCGCUUCAACGUUGAGGUCAGCGGGGAGCCGGCGCCCGCCGUGUGCUGGAUGAGAGGAGACCAGGCGGUCUCUGAGGCCGAGGGACGGGUCCGCGUGGAGACGAGGAAGACGGUGAGCAGCUUUGUGAUCGAGGGGGCAGAGAGAGCAGAUGAGGGUCCCUACACCAUCACCGUGGCCAACCCUGCCGGAGAGGACAAGGCUGAGCUCUUUGUCAAGAUCGUGGAUGUGCCGGACCCUCCUGAGAACGUCAAGUGCACAUCAGUCAGCGAGGACUCUGCCUUCAUCGCAUGGGAGCCUCCCUCAUUUGAUGGUGGAGUUCCUGUUAAAGGCUAUCUGAUGGAGAGAAAGAAGGUCACUUCGUCCAGGUGGACCAGACUAAACUUUGACGUUUACGAGUCAACCACAUACGAGGCGAGGAAGAUGAUCGAGGGCGUCUUUUACGAGAUGAGAGUGUUUGCAGUCAACGGCAUCGGCAUUUCUCAGCCCAGCGGCAGCUCCAAGCCCUUCAUGCCCAUCGCCCCCACCAGCGAGCCCACUCGUCUCGCCGUGGAAGACGUGACCGACUCUACCUGCGCACUCAAGUGGCGACCUCCAGAAAAGAUCGGAGCGGGCGGCAUCGAUGGCUACAUCAUUGAGUACUGCACAGAAGGAAGUGACCGUUGGCUUCAGGCCAACGAGGAACCGGUGGGAACCAACCAGUACAGGGUGAAGGGUCUCCCUGUUGGGGAGAAGAUGUUGUUCAGGGUGUUUGCAGUUAACGUCGCGGGUCGCAGCCCCCCCGCCACCCUGUCCCAGGCCGUCACCAUCAGGGAGAUUGUUGAAAAUCCAAAGAUUAGAGUCCCACGCAACCUGAGAUCUAAGCUGAUCACAACUGUGGGAGAGAAGGUGAACCUGGUAAUCCCUUUCCAGGGAAAACCUCGGCCCAUGGUGACCUGGUUCAAAGACGGCGCUCUCCUGGAGGACAGAAGCGUGGGGACUCGCACCAGCGAGGUGGACAGCAUCCUGUUCAUCCGCAGCGCAGAGAGAAGACACUCAGGAACGUACACGCUGUCUGUGCAGAUCGACAACAUGGCCGACAGCGCAGACAUUAACAUCCAGGUCGUAGACAAGCCCGGCCCGCCCGUCAGCGUGCACGUCACCGACGUGUGGGGCUUCAACGCCGCGCUGGACUGGAAGCCCCCCAAAGACGAUGGCAACUGUGAGAUUAUGGGCUACACCAUUCAGAAAUGUGACCUGAAGACUAAGGAGUGGUUCACGGUCUGUGAGCACCACCGCCGGCCCAGCUGCACCGUGUCCGACCUGGUCAUGGGCAACGAGUACUCCUUCCGAGUGUUCAGCGAGAACAUCUGUGGCCUCAGCGACGAUCCUGGAAACAGCAAGAACACCGCUGUCAUCGGCAAAACAGGUCUGAUCUAUCAGCCCAAAGCCUACAAGGAGAAGGACAUGAGCCGCUCCCCCAAAUUCACCGCUCCUCUGGUGGACAGAAGCGUCAUCGCCGGCUACACCACCGCCAUCAGCUGCGCCGUCCGCGGAAACCCCAAGCCAAAGAUCAUGUGGAUGAAGAACAACAUGACCAUCGAAGGAGACCCCAAGUUCCUGAUGCAGAACCACCAGGGGGUUCUGACUCUGAACAUCCGUAAGGCCAGCCUGUUCGACGGGGGCCGCUACUCCUGCAGGGCCGUCAACGAGCUGGGGGCCGACGAGGUGGAGUGCAGGCUGGAGGUUCGAGUUCUGCAGGAGAAGGCAGAAGAGACGAAGAAAUGAGCGGCGUGAGGCGGCGUGAGGCGGCGUGAGGCGGCGUGAGGCGGCGUGAGGCGGCGUGAGGCGCCGGAGGACGCGGCCCAACAGAAACAGCAAAUGGAUUAUGUAUAACAGGGAAGUCAUGAAUAAAUAUGACCAGAAUAUAAAACCAAACCUCCA